GUCAAAGGCGGUGACGGGAUGCCCGCGUUGCUUCCCCAGGCAGUGGCAGGCACAGUUUUGGGAAGCGAGGCGGAAUUCGUCCACAGACACCCUGAUGCAAGACACAUUUUCCCUUUUAUAAAUUCAUCUCCACAUAAGUAACCAUGAAACUAAUUAGCAAACACAUCGACAAAGACAAAUCGGGCCGAGUGACCCUCCUCCCCGAAGAAUCUGAGGACAUGUGGCACGCCUACAACCUGAUCUCCAAGGGGGAUAGUCUCAAAAGCACCACCAUCCGACGGGUGGUAUCAGAGUCAGCGACGGGGAGCACAGACAAGAGCACGGUGCGCACGGUGCUGACGAUACAGGUCGAGGAGGUGGAAUUCGACACCCAGGUGUGCAUGUUGAGGGUCGCGGGGAGGAAUGUGGAGGAGAACAAGUUUGUUAAGAUGGGAGCCUACCACACCCUCGACCUCGAACUCAACCGCACGUUCACGCUCAUCAAACCCGAAUGGGACAUCAUCUCCCUCGACCGCAUCACAACCGCGUGCGAGAUCGCCAACCGCGCCGACGUCGCCGCCAUCGUCCUCCAAGAGGGGCUCGCGAAUCUGUGCCUGGUCACGCAGAACAUGACGAUUGUGCGGCAGCGGAUCGAAGUGAAUAUCCCGCGGAAGAGGAAGGGGAGUAGCACGAAUCAUGAGAAGGGGUUGGCGAGGUUUUGGGAGCAGAUUUAUCAGGCGGUGUUGAGACACGUGAAUUUCGAGGUUGUGAAGGUGUUGAUUGUGGCGAGUCCGGGGUUCUUGAAGGAAUCCCUCAACCAAUACAUCUUCGCCACCGCCAUCAAAACCGACAACAAGCUCAUCCUCGAGAACCGAUCCAAGUUCCUGCUCGUGCACUGCUCCUCCGGCCAAAAACACGCAUUAACCGAAGUCCUCCAGCAGCCCGCCGUGCAGGCCCAGUUGAAAGACACCAAAUACGCGCACGAAGUACGCACCCUGCAACGCUUCUAUACGGUGCUGGCGGCCGACCCGGACAAGGCGUUCUAUGGGUUCCAGCACGUGGCGCUGGCGGCGGAACGGGCUGCGGUGGAGGUUUUGAUGGUUACUGAUGAGUUGUUUCGCUCAGCAGACAUCCCGACCCGCCGCAAAUACAUCGCCCUCGUCGAGCAAGUCCGCUCCAGCGGCGGCACGGUCUUGGUAUUCUCGGCGCUGCAUACGACCGGCGAGCAGCUGCAGCAGCUGACGGGGGUUGCGGCGAUCCUGCAUUUUCCGUUGCCGGAUAUUGAGGAGGUUGCGGAGGAUGAGGCGAAGACUGGGGUGGCUUGAGGGAUUGGUGUGAGAGGAGAUGUGGAGCGGUAGUUCUGGGGGAGUGGGGGGCGGCACGUGUGGUUGAGGGUGGGGCGGUGACGAAGAGUGUCGGAAUGGGCGCCGACACCCCACCACUUCCGCGCAAGGGCCUACGGCACCCCCCGCAUCACACAUCCAGGCCAAACCAGCGUUGCCCGCGGCCACCUGCGAGUUGCUGUCGGAUCACACACAUGCCAGCGGCGGAAUCCUCGAAAUACCAACAAGU
Molecule: messenger RNA, 1551 nt
Organism: Fimicolochytrium jonesii
Lineage: Eukaryota; Fungi; Chytridiomycota; Chytridiomycetes; Spizellomycetales; Powellomycetaceae
Exons: 6
Coding region: 144-1304 (386 amino acids)
Biological process (GO): nonfunctional rRNA decay; RNA surveillance; nuclear-transcribed mRNA catabolic process, no-go decay
Cellular component (GO): cytoplasm
Source: RefSeq, a predicted model, not a curated record